CCCUCGCCCCCCUCCCUGCUGGGGCCCAUCCAGCCCCGAGAGACUUGGGGUGGGAAAUAUGAGUUCCUUCUCUCCUGCUUGGGGUACUGCGUGGGGCUGGGCAAUGUCUGGCGUUUCCCAUAUCUCUGCUAUCGCAAUGGAGGGGGAGCGUUCCUGAUCCCCUACACCAUCAUGCUGCUCUUCACGGGGCUGCCCCUCUUCCUGAUGGAGCUCAGCCUCGGCCAGUACGGGGCAGCAGGGCCCAUCACCGUCUGGAAGUGCUGCCCCCUCUUGAAAGGGAUCGGGAUCGGGAUGCUGCUGGUCUCCUCGCUGGUCUCCCUCUACUACAACGUCAUCCUCGCCUGGACUUUCUACUACUUGGGCAUGUCCUUCCAGAGCCCCUUGCCCUGGUCCUGUGACGCCCAACAGAACGCCCACCUCUGCCAAGCCCAGAACGUCUCCUUGGGGAACGCCUCCCAGAUCAGCGCCAGCGAAGCUUUUUGGAACGAGCAGGUGCUGGGAGUGGUGCACAGCUCUGGCCUGGAAGACCCCGGCGCUGUGAGGUGGCCCCUGGCACUGUGCCUACUGCUGGCCUGGCUGCUCAUCUUCCUGUGCAGUCUGCAAGGCAUCCACAGCUCGGGCAAGGUGGUGUACUUCACGGCCACUUUCCCCUACCUGGUCAUCGUGGUCCUGAUCAUCCGGGGUGCCACCCUGGAGGGCUCCAUCGACGGGGUCCGCUUCUACCUCUCAACAGACUGGAGCCGGCUGCGCAGUGCUCAGGUCUGGAACGACGCUGCUUCCCAGAUCUUCUACUCUUUGGGCAUCGGUUUUGGCGGCCUCCUUUCCAUGGCUUCUUACAACAAGUUUGACAACAAUGUGAUCAGGGACACCUUGGUGAUCGCCAUCGGGAACUGCUGCACGAGCUUCUUUGCUGGCUUCGCCAUCUUCUCCAUCCUCGGCCACAUGGCCUGGCGGAAGAAGGUGCCGGUGGGGGAAGUGGCGGACACAGGCCCUGGGCUGGCGUUUGUGGCCUACCCGGAAGCUCUGGCUCUCCUGCCAGGCUCAGCCUUCUGGUCCGUGCUCUUCUUCCUGAUGCUCUUCACCCUGGGGAUUGACACUCUGUUUGGCAACAUGGAAGGCAUCACGACGGCAGUAAUGGACGAGUUCCCCUCCCUGCGCGACUUCAGGCGGAAGGCCCUCUUCCUGGCGGGGCUCUGCUUCACCUUCUACCUGCUGGGCCUCCUCUUGAUUACCGAGGGGGGCAUCUACUGGUUCACCCUCCUGGACGCCUACAGCACCAGCUUUGGCCUCAUCAUCAUCGUCCUCUUCAUGUGCCUCGGCGUGGCCUUCUUCUACGGUGUGAACCAAUUCUGCCAAGACAUCGUGGACAUGAUCUGCCUCUGCCCACCGUGGUGCAGCAAACUGGUGCUGUACUUCAAGGCCUGCUGGGUGGUUGUCACCCCAGGGCUGCUUCUGUUCAUCCUCUUUUACAUCUUCCUGGAUCUCUCGAGUACGACGCUGCACUACGGCCCCUACCAGUAUCCCCGUUGGGGGGAGGCCCUGGGGGUCUGCCUGGGGGUCGUGACCUGCAUCCAGAUCCCGCUGUGGGCCGGAGUCGCUCUCUGCAAGGAGUCUGGGACGCUGGCGGACAGGUUCAGGAAAGCCAUCCACCCCCUGAAUUCCUGGCGCACCACAAGCGGGCGUGACCUGCCUCACCAUGUCAUCGACGUCCCUUAUACUGUGAACCUGACGGACCACGAUUUCACGGGGUCCUGGCAGCACCAGGGCAGCAGCGAGGCGUGAACGGAAAGGGAGGAUGCUUCCCACCCCUGAGGGGCAGCUUGCAGGCGAGCUUGGGUACAAGAGGACUGCCUGCCCUGGUGAUGAGGCCCAGAAGGGCAGCCUGCCUGGCAGGGUCUCUUGGCAAGGACACGAGAAAGAUGGCGCUCCAGGAAGACGGGCUGCUACUGGGCAGGAAAUGGCGG
Molecule: messenger RNA, 1964 nt
Organism: Heteronotia binoei (common prickly gecko)
Lineage: Eukaryota; Metazoa; Chordata; Lepidosauria; Squamata; Gekkonidae
Product: sodium-dependent proline transporter-like
Exons: 14
Coding region: 172-1782 (536 amino acids)
Biological process (GO): sodium ion transmembrane transport
Cellular component (GO): membrane
Molecular function (GO): L-proline transmembrane transporter activity
Source: RefSeq, a predicted model, not a curated record